Megalobrama amblycephala (Wuchang bream) is the source of this 2280-nucleotide messenger RNA. It is a transcript of the gene egln3, whose product is annotated as egl-9 family hypoxia-inducible factor 3. Lineage: Eukaryota; Metazoa; Chordata; Actinopteri; Cypriniformes; Xenocyprididae. The coding region runs from base 703 to 1440 and encodes 245 amino acids. Gene Ontology annotation, cellular component: cytoplasm; nucleus. The record is from RefSeq and is a predicted model, not a curated record. Gene Ontology annotation, biological process: cellular response to hypoxia; peptidyl-proline hydroxylation to 4-hydroxy-L-proline. The transcript has 5 exons. Gene Ontology annotation, molecular function: ferrous iron binding; peptidyl-proline 4-dioxygenase activity; L-ascorbic acid binding.
UUCAGGGGACACCUUAGACUUAUAUUACAUCUUUUAAAAAGAUGUUCUACGGCACCUUUAACAACUGACCAUGUAUUUACAAUUCAAUAGAUAAAGUUUCUCAGUGUCAUUGUUCAUAUUUAAAUUAUCUUCCAGAGUACUGCUGAAGUAACACGUAGGCGGUGUUAUCACGUGAUAUCCCUUCCUCUUAUCAGCGCUGUUCAGGAUGGUUUCAUUAGGACUCAUUUUAUAGCAAUUUCAGUGAAAGAUUUUCAUUUGUAUGUCAGGUUCCAAUCUAUGAAAUUGCCAUUUUUUUUAAAAAUAUUAUACUUUAAAGUAAACAAAAGUACUCAUAUAAGACAAAAAUAUCCUGAUGUUUGAACGCGACUGAAUGGCGGAUUCGGCGCUCUGAGCCGUCGAGCGCCCCCUGAAGAAAGAUAUCUGUAGUGUCGUAGUAAACAUGUAUUGUCCAGCCCAAUUUAAAGCGAACUGAAUGGGGUUUUCGUUUGAAUACCCGCCCACUGAAGCGCGACACACAUUCUGCACGUUCCACAUGCGCUACAGGUGCGCUGCGCUCUGAUCCUCUCGCGCUCAUGGACCGAUUAUAAGAGCAGAUCAGAGCCCACCGACAGCCCCUGUCUACUGCAUGUGGCAUCAUUUAUCCGUCUUUUGAAGGACGAGGCUGUGUUAGAUAUCACUUUAAAAAAACUUUAGCUGAUUUGAAUGCACCAAGCUCAGGAUAAAAUGCCAUUUCUUCAGCUUGCACUGGACUCGCAGUUGGAGACUUUGGCUGUCAAGCAGGUAGUGCCAGCUCUGUUGGACCGAGGCUUCUUUUACGUGGAUAAUUUUCUGGGGGACAUCGCGGGACAUAUGGUUUUGGGUCAGGUCAAACGCAUGCAUUACUGUGGGAUUCUCAACGACGGGCAGCUGGCCAGGCGAAGCAGUGGAGUUUGCAGGACAAACAUCAGAGGGGAUAAAAUAACAUGGGUUAACGGGACCGAGAGGGGCACGGAGGCUAUCAAUUUCUUAUUAACACUCAUAGACAAACUCAUUUCUCUGUGUGUGGGUCAACUGGGCAAAAGCAUUCAUGCAAGGUCAAAGGCAAUGGUGGCUUGUUAUCCAGGAAAUGGAGCAGGAUACGUGAAACAUGUAGAUAACCCUAAUGCAGAUGGCCGCUGCGUCACCUGUAUUUACUAUCUAAAUAAAAACUGGAAUGCCAAGGAGCAUGGGGGAUUGCUAAGGAUCUUUCCUGAAGGGAAAUCUUACGUAGCUGACAUCGAGCCUUUGUUUGAUCGACUUCUGCUUUUCUGGUCAGAUCGUAGGAACCCUCAUGAAGUUCAACCGUCAUAUGCUACAAGGUAUGCAAUCACUGUGUGGUACUUUGAUUCAGAGGAAAGAGCUGAAGCAAAAAGAAAAUUUAGAGAUCUGACAGCCACCUCACAGAAAGAUUCAUCAUCUUAACGUAUAAAUACACUGGCCUGUCUCCUCUGGGAGGAUUUCUUGCGUCUAUCAUCUUAUUUCUUAGCUUUUUUUUUUUUUUUCCUAUUUUUGAAUUGCUUAUUGUACUAAUGGUACCUCUCCCUCCAAUUUGUAUAUGUGAUUUACUUUGUUUGAAUCUGGUCCUUACAAUCGGUGAAGAGACUAUUGAAUAACACGCUGCUAAUGUAAAGACAAUUUUGUGAAAAAAAAAAAAAAAAGUGAUAAUCUUAAUAUCGAUUAAUGUACUAUUAGAUGUUUAUUUUAAUUAAAUUGUUCUUUAAAAAACCUUUUGAAAGCUAUUUAAAAAAAAAAAACAACAAAUUAAUAGAUGAGAUAAGAAAUAUAACACUAGUUGUUGUUUGUUUUAGAAAUGGCAACAAGCAUUAUAAAUGUUUCUUUUCAUGCUUGUCCCUUUUUAUAUGCUGUUAUUUGCUGUUAUGUUUUUGGCACAUAUUUUAUUGUUCUUUGCUUAAUGAGCACCUCAACAGAAAGAGAAUUUGAAACUUGUUAUUUGUCUUGAAGUUGUGUAUGUACAGAUGCUUUAUUGCUUUUGAAUGACAGUUUGAUGUUGAAUGAGACUUUUAAAUUAGAGAUGUUUAUAAAAGUCAUUCUGUGUUCACAAAAAGGUUUUUUGAAAAGCACUUGGUCAUGAUAUUUUUGUCCAAUCCUAGUGUGGCUUAGUGUUUGAGAGAAUUUAAUCAGCUUGCAUGCAGGUCAGCAAUGCUGCUCAGCCACAUCCUUGGAUCAAUAUUUGACCGUUGUUUAAUAAAAUUUACAGCUUUAUAAAAUGUUUCUUUAAUAAAAGUUGUUCUGGAAAAUAAA